Molecule: messenger RNA, 2608 nt
Organism: Coregonus clupeaformis (lake whitefish)
Lineage: Eukaryota; Metazoa; Chordata; Actinopteri; Salmoniformes; Salmonidae
Product: E3 ubiquitin-protein ligase TRIM39
Exons: 2
Coding region: 586-2355 (589 amino acids)
Molecular function (GO): zinc ion binding; protein binding
Source: RefSeq, a predicted model, not a curated record
CCUCAAUUACCAAUGUCAGCUAACAAUUUUUGGAUUUGUAGUUAGUCUUACCAGCUAUCUAAACUAGUAAUCAUGGCCGAAUACUAACCGGGCACGCAGGGCUCUGACCUCCAGGAGACCCCCAUUGAUUUUGUUAGUCAUUCUCACUCAGAUAUCAUAUUAACAUGGCAUAAGUCAUUACACAAUGUGUAGAAUUCAAGGAAAUUAGCUUUGAAACAGCAACAAAAAAAAUCUCUGCCCCAUGACAAAAUGACUAGAAUAUUAUGAAAUGUGUUAUACAAUUGCAGUUUUCUCUACACCCCGUGGGAAAAUGUGUAGAAUUGCAGGAAAUCAACUUAAAAACGGUACAUUAUUCUCUCCACUGUCAAAUUUGCCAUGAGGUGGGCCCCCCCCCCCCAACCAACAGUUGCUUAGGGCCCCCAGAAUGCUAGAGCCUGAAAAUAGUAUGUGAGGAAAAACAUCAGCAGAGACUUCAGACAGGCAUGUCAAAUAUCAACGCUGUCCCUUUAAGAGCAAAGAUAUGCUAAGAGCAGAUCAGAGAGGAGUUGAGUGAUGUCACUUUGCGGAAGUGAAAGUGAAAUAUAGAUGAGGAAACUGUGCACAGAAACAAACAUUCUCCUGUUCCUCGCAAAGAUAACAUUACAGCAAAGAGUCUACCUUUGUAGAGAAAUAAAAGGAAAAGACAAGCAUUCAGAAAUGGCGUCCUCUAGCAGUCUCCUGUCUGAAGAUCAGUUCCAGUGCUCUAUCUGUCUGGAUGUGUUCACUGAGCCAGUCUCCACUCCAUGUGGACACAACUUCUGCAUGGCCUGUAUCAGUGGAUACUGGGAUACCACUGACCUGUGCCAGUGUCCAAUGUGUAAACAAAUAUUCCACCUAAGACCAGAGCUAAAAACCAACACAGCAUUCCGAGAUGUUGUAGAGCAUUUUAAGACGAUCAGAAUCAGAGACACAGAUGAGUCCCCUGCCGAGGCUGGAGAAGUGUCCUGUGACGUCUGCACUGGGACAAAGCUCAAGGCCCUGAAGUCCUGCCUGGAGUGUCUGACUUCUUUCUGUGAGACUCACCUGCAACCUCAUCAGAGAGUCACAGGCCUGAAGAGACACAACCUGAUCAACCCUGUGGAGAACCUGGAAGACAGGAUGUGUAAGAAGCAUGACAGACUGCUGGAGCUGUUCUGUAGGACCGACCAGACGUGUGUGUGUCAGUUCUGCAAUGAGACAGACCACAAGACUCACCACACCGUCCCUCUAGUGUUAGAGUGUGGAGAGAGGAAGGCUCAGCUGGGGAAGAUGGAGCGACAGAUACGGCAGAUGAUCCAAGAGCGACUAGAGAAGGUUCAGGAGGUCAAACAUUCAGUAGAGCUCAACAAGAAAGACGCAGAGAGAGAAAUAGCAGACAGCCUGCAGGUCUUCACUGCUCUGGUGCACUCCAUUCAGAGAAGCCAGGCUGAUUUCAUUGAGGUGGUUGAGGAGAAGCAGAAAGCAGCAGAGAAUCGUGCUGAUGGGCUCAUUAAAGAGCUGGAGCAGGAAAUUACAGAGCUACAGAGGAGAAGCACUGAGCUGAAGCAGCUCUCACACACUGAGGACCACCUCCUCCUCCUCCAGACCUUCCCAUCCCUGUGUACCCCCAAACACACAAAGGACUGGUCUGAGGUCAGUGUUCACAGUGAUACGUGUUUGGGGGGACUGAGGAGAGCUGUGUCUCAGCUGGAGCAGACUCUUCAUGAAGAACUAGCGAGAGAAGUGAGGAAGUUGUGUGAUGUUGAGCUGAAGACAAUUCAGCAGUGGUCAGUGGAUGUGACUCUGGACCCUGAUACAGCAAAUCCAUUCCUCAUCUUGUCUAUGGACCGGAAACAAGUGAGAUUUGGAGGCACAUGGCAGAAACUCCAUGACAAGAUAAAUAAAUUAUAUCACCCAGAGAGGUUUGUGAAUAAUCUCUCUGUCCUGGGAAAAGAGGGUUUCUCCUCAGGGAGAUUCUACUAUGAGGUGCAGGUGAAGGGAAAACCUGAGUGGCUUUUAGGAGUGGCCAGGGAGUCCAUCAACAGGAAGGAUGCCAUAAAUAUGAGCCCUGUCGAUGGCUUCUGGUCUGUGUAUAUGAGGGGUGAGAAUAUCUAUGAGGCCUACGCCUCUCCCCAUGUUCCCCUCUCCCUGAGAGAGAAGCCCCAGAAGGUGGGGGUGUUUGUGGAUUAUGAGGAGGGUCUGGUCUCCUUCUAUAAUGUGGAGGCCAGGUCUCAUAUCUAUUCUUUCACUGGCUGCACCUUCACUGAGAAACUAUUUCCAUGUUUCAACACCUGUGAUGAGGAACUUGGUCCAAACUCAGCCCCAUUCGUCAUCUGUCCUGUCAAUCACGCAGACUGAAUGUAAUGUUGUAAUUUAGCACAUGCUUUUAUCUGCAAUUAGUAUGGAGAUGUAAUCCUAUGGCGCAUUGAUGAGAAUAAAUAACAUUUGAAGUAAUAUGGUGUUGUUUAUGUGUAUGGUCUAUAGAUCAUGGGGAUGUACUGGGUUAAAAUAUUACUAUAGAACUAUAAUGUGGAGGCCAGGUCUUAUAUCUACUAUUUUACUGGCUACACCUUCUCUGAGAAACUUUAUCCGUACUUCAAUCCCUGUGAUA